This is a messenger RNA of Fusarium coffeatum, 1020 nucleotides long. RefSeq lists its product as uncharacterized. The record is from RefSeq and is a predicted model, not a curated record. Bases 1 to 1020 code for a protein of 339 amino acids. The transcript has 4 exons. Lineage: Eukaryota; Fungi; Ascomycota; Sordariomycetes; Hypocreales; Nectriaceae.
AUGAAUCAGCAGGUUGAGAUCAAAGACCCUGAAUACAACGGUCAAGUCUUGCCCGGGCUAUAUGGGCAACACACCACUUUCACGCCUUUUCACCAUGGUCAAACUGCCUCUGUUGAUGAGAGCUCAGACGAACUGAAGGAACAAAGGGGCCUAGGCGUGAUGGUCAAUCAUACAUGGUCCGCUGAGGGUGACUCGGCAUAUCUGGCUCAGUACUGCGGUUUCAGAGAUACCCAAGAGCUGACUGCCUACGUCGACAUGAUCGUCCCCGACAUUGUCCAUGAAGCGGCAUUUAUUGCCUCCGACCCAGUCGGGGAACACCAGAGAGGAGCGACAGGAGACGUUUCAACUUUCCAGAAGUUCAUCCAACGAAAUGACUUCUACAACCCUGGCGGACCGCGAUACAGAGGUCGGGUCGGUCAGUACGACUUCACUGACGCAUUCGACAAGCCCAGUCCCCUCGAGUUGCUCAAGGCCUACCACGAAAAUCAAGCAAUUCGCUCCUUCGUCGACCAGGUGGUGAGCUAUUGCCCCAAGCCAACCUUUAUCCCUGCGAGAAACUGGCAUUUCCGUCACGUACGCAGGGAUAUCUUUCAGAACGAGAAGAGGGAGGUGCACCCCGAAGCUUUUGUGCUAGUGCAUGCUGUUCAGCUGUUGUUGUUUGCUUCCCAGGACUGGCGUCCUGAUCGUGUCUAUUCUCGCGACAUGACUCAGUACGAACAUCGAUUCCCCACUCCUGAGUUUAUUGGAGGAGGUACGGACCAAGUUGUCGCCGGUUUGUUCUUCAUGGAGGACCUCCACCGGGCCAUCCUCCUAUUCUACUACUUGGUCGAUCGACGCCAGCAACAUAACUGGGUCGGCAAUGUUCCGGGCCCCAACGGAAUCCAAUUCGCGGGAUAUCACAGCCCAGAUGCUGAAGCCAGCAGCACCGCUACCACUGAUGCUGAACCCGUAGAUGAUGGCGGUCGAGUUGAGACAACGACAUUCGUCUCGCAGUUAGGCCAAUACUGUGCCGUCCAGUAA